AGAAAAGGCACGAAAACAGAGCAAACCCCAACCGCGAACUGCUCCAGUCGGCUUCGUCCUUCCUCCCUCCCUCGCUCCGGAGCCCGAUCAAGCAUCCUAUCCUAUGGCUCCUCUCCUCUCCCCGCCGCUGCUCGCCGACAUGGUGGCCAAGUCCCAUUCCUCCUCCACGGCCAUCCGCUGUUCCGGCAGUGUCCGGCGAUGGGCAGUCGCAGGGUUGUCUAGCGCCGGUAGGAAAGAGCGGCACCGGAAACGGAGGGCGUGGGGGAAGAGGGGCUUGCGGGUGUUGGCGGUGGCGACGGAGUCCCGCAGUCCGGAUGGGGGCGCCGCGGAAGAUUACUACUCCGUUCUUGGCGUUAUGCCAGAUGCAACACCCCAACAGAUCAAGAAAGCGUACUACAACUGCAUGAAAGCAUGCCAUCCGGAUCUCAGUGGGAACGACCCCGAUGUGACGAACUUCUGCAUGUUCAUCAAUGAGGUUUACACGGUGCUUACUGAUCCCAUCCAGCGAGCGGUGUACGAUGAGAUCCAUGGCUACACUGCAACAGCAACCAACCCUUUCUUGGAUGAUGCGCCUAGGGAUCAUGUGUUUGUCGAUGAGUUUAGCUGCAUAGGAUGCAAAAACUGUGCCAAUGUGUGUUCCAAUGUUUUUGAAAUCGAGGAAGAUUUUGGGCGUGCGAGAGUUUACAACCAGUCAGGCAAUCAAGAGCUAAUCCAAGACGCCAUUGACAGCUGUCCGGUUGACUGCAUCCAUUGGACUUCAGCUGCACAACUUUCACUACUUGAGGAUGAGAUGCGCAGAGUAGAGAGAGUGAAUGUAGCAUUGAUGCUUGCUGGUAUGGGAAGUUCAGCUGAUGUGUUCCGGAUGGCAAGUAGACGCUGGGAGAAAAGACAGGCGAAAGUCUUGGAUAAGGUCAGGAUGCGGAUGAGCCAAGAUGAUUCUAACAAGGGAAGCUCAUGGAGUGAUAUAUGGGGAUCACCAACAAGAUAUCAAAAGAAUGAAGAGGACACCAAUGAGAGAGUGAAGCGAGCGGCCGCCGCAGCGAGGAGGUGGCGAGAGUACUCGAGGAAAGGUACAGAUAGGCCUCCUACAUUCAAACUUCCAGAGGCAGCGUCCAACAAGGAAUGAGAACACAGUUACACAUCAAUGAGAUGUUUCAUAAAGUGAUGGUUGGUUAACCCCUCGUUUACUCCAUGUAUAGUCUAAUUAUUUGCAGAGAGCUGUAUAGCAUGUGCUCUCUCGCUCUCUCUCUCCCUCGUUUCCACAUGUUACCGUAUCUGUAAAUCAUGUGCUAGAGUUAGUUCAUGUUAAUCAAUGAUUACCCAUAGAAAAAAGGUUCAGGAUGUAAAACAAGUGUACAAAGACAGUAGACCCUUGUGAAAAGGCAAAUCAUAUUACUAGGAGACGACGGUUUGUGAAAAGGCAAAGAAACUUCUUCA
Molecule: messenger RNA, 1437 nt
Organism: Brachypodium distachyon (stiff brome)
Lineage: Eukaryota; Viridiplantae; Streptophyta; Magnoliopsida; Poales; Poaceae
Product: chaperone protein dnaJ C76, chloroplastic
Exons: 9
Coding region: 104-1126 (340 amino acids)
Molecular function (GO): electron transfer activity; iron ion binding
Source: RefSeq, a predicted model, not a curated record